GGUGCUAACAUCUGUUUCAUUUCAUCACUACUGAAACAAUUCCUUGAACUUGGUACUGGAGGUCGGGUCCAAAUUAAAUCUUAUAAACUCCUGCACUUCUUUCUGGAGCGGUCGUGUUUUAACAUGGAAGCUGCUAAAUAUUUCUGGAUUUUAUCCUUAGCGGCAGUUGUCCAGCUGGGGUCAUGUGGGCCUCACUCGAGACCAAAGAGGUCCCAGAUGUGUUUUGGAGAGCUUGGCUGCUUUACGAACGAGGCUCCUUUCAACAACACGGACAAUCUGUUACCCCAGUCACCAGCACUUAUUAACACCACAUUCAGACUGUUUACGGAAACGUGUAAGAGACCGUAUAUUUUACAUGCCGGGGACACUGGGUUCAAGUCUGAUUGUAAUUUGGAUCCUGCCCUUCCUCUAAAGUUUGUGGUACAUGGUUUCCUGCAGCAUGGUCAGGUGAAAUGGGUCAGGGACAUGGCCGCCGCACUUCUGAACAAGGAACCGAUGACUGUUAUCACUGUGGACUGGGGAAGUGGAUCAGGAUUUCCCUACUCACAGGCUGCGGCAAAUACACGUGUUGUCGGAGCGGAAAUAGCCCGCUUGAUCAACUUCCUGCGUGCGCACGCAAGUGUGUCAUUGGACAAAGUACACAUCAUUGGUCACAGUCUGGGCGCCCAUAUUGCUGGCUAUGCCGGAGAAAGGGUACCUGGGAUCGCCAGAAUUACAGGGCUGGACCCCGCCGAGCCGGACUAUAAGGACACGGACCCGUUAGUCCACCUUGAGAAGACAGACGCCGAAUUCGUAGACAUCAUUCACUCCGAUGGUUCCGAGUUUGACUAUGUCUCAGGUUUCGGUUGGAUAAAGGAAGUGGGUCACAUAGAUUUCUAUCCUAAUGGAGGAGAGAACCAACCAGGCUGCCCUCUGGAAAGUGUCAGUAAUAUUAUGACAGCCGCGUAUUACAAUGGUCUUGAAGACGCCGAAGAUACCCUGAGCUGCAGUCACAGUAGGUCCAUCUUCCUGUUCACAGAGUCCAUAAGCACAGACUGCCCGUUCUACGGACACCCUUGCAAUAGCAUCAGCGACCUGGACUCCAACAGAGGAAACUGUCUCACGUGUCCACGUGGUGUUUGUCCGGAAAUGGGAUACAAUGCUGACAGAUCUCAUGCACGUGGGAAAUUCUACCUCCGCACGAGAUCAAGCAAACCUUUUUGCGGACACACCCAGCACGUGGAAAUCGAGUUCGGCAGUAUGCUUCCGACAACAGGCCAAGUAAAGGUUGAAAUGAUUGGCCAUGACCAGACGUCAGAUGCUGUUGUGAUCAGGAGUGGUACGAAUCCAUUCCUGUCUGGUGAUCAGCGUGACAUUCUUGUUGUGGACCGUGAAAGAAUGAGCGACGUUGUAGAAGUGCGUGUGACGUUCACGCGACCUAUGGCCUACACGUGGUGGUGGUCGUCUGCAAGGACAACACAACGUUCUGUGACUAUUUACAAGGUCACACUGACGUCUGCAGAAGAUGGUCGGAGGAUUCAUUUCUGUGGGGACCAUCGCACAGUUACCAACGGGAAUACAAUGACUUUGACCAGAAGCACCACUGACCCUAACGAGUGUCUGCACGUGCCGAUGGUGCACGUGAAUCAUCAUAUUUUCUAAUUAUUACGAGAAACACAUGCCUGUCGGGAUAAACCAUAUCACGUUGAAAUAGAACAUGUAGUAUUUGAUUCUUACAUAGAAAUAGGAAUGUUCAGUUGAUAGCUUUUUUGGAUAGCCCUUGAAAGGGUUCUUUUCAUUACAAGUUGUAAGGAAUUCAGGGCUAAAGUGUUGGUUCUACGUACUAAAACAUAUCGAAAUGUAGUCAAAUUCUAUUCCUCGAAAACAGUAAGCAAACGUCGAUCAAAAAUACUAAUAUUGAAAAAAGCAACGAUUAAGAGUAAGCAGCGCCUUCGAAGGGGAAUAAGAAAAAUGCAAGUUGUACAUAGCUGAACACGAGUUAGUUACCUUGACUUUAACACAGCUCGAUGACAAUUGGUUUUUAUUACUUUUAAAUUUUUACGUACAAAAGGCAAUGAAAGGUUUCCAAGCGUACAAGUUAUUCAGCUGAAACAGUUCCUUUGUUAGUCACUGGCUUUCACGUAUACUUAUUUUUUUCUGUCCAAUAAAGACACAAAAAGCA
Mercenaria mercenaria is the source of this 2161-nucleotide messenger RNA. RefSeq names its product pancreatic lipase-related protein 2-like. The transcript has 10 exons. Gene Ontology annotation, molecular function: triacylglycerol lipase activity. NCBI's taxonomy places the organism in Eukaryota, Metazoa, Mollusca, Bivalvia, Venerida, Veneridae. Gene Ontology annotation, biological process: lipid metabolic process. The coding region runs from base 124 to 1641 and encodes 505 amino acids. The record is from RefSeq and is a predicted model, not a curated record.